AUCACAGUUUUCAAGUACCCGAAGGGCGUACACAAUGUGUAUAAGGUGAACCAAAAGCAGUUCCAGAACUGCGACAUCGCAUCGGCCACGAAGAAGUACACUUCUGGAGGGGACACCAUUACAUUAAAGAGCGGAACAAGUUGGUUUAUCUGUGGCGUAGGAGAUCACUGCAGGAAUGGUCAAAAGCUCGUCGUCAAUGUCAAUUAA
This is a messenger RNA of Linum tenue, 207 nucleotides long. NCBI's taxonomy places the organism in Eukaryota, Viridiplantae, Streptophyta, Magnoliopsida, Malpighiales, Linaceae. The record is from the annotation of a GenBank genome assembly.